This is a messenger RNA of Podarcis lilfordi (Lilford's wall lizard), 13612 nucleotides long. The record is from the annotation of a GenBank genome assembly. NCBI's taxonomy places the organism in Eukaryota, Metazoa, Chordata, Lepidosauria, Squamata, Lacertidae.
AUGCAAAGGGGAAGCGCCUGCUGGCGGCGGCAAGAGCAGCCUGCGCCGCCUGUGGCCGACGGCGGUAGCAGCAGCAGCGGCACCUGCCGCCGCUCCAACCCCAGGAAGCUGCGGUCUGGCCCGGGAACCGCCUGGGCUUUGCUCCUCUUUCUCCUCGCCUUUGGGGCGAGCGCGUGCCAAGGUAAGGGCUCCGUUUCAGAGCAAUGCCUUUGCAUUAUCAGCACAGCAUUUCUUUAUGCUGGUUCAGCUUCCCUGUAGGAUGACAGAUUCAGCUCUUACUGGGUUUAAUAUUGAUAUUAAAUGCAUUUACCUUUAUUACUAAAGUCGUCAAUUAAUGCAAUUUCAGCCAGGUAAGUUCUUGUAAUUACACUGUGAACAUAUUUCGAGCUAGUUACCUCCUAAACAAAGACCCAUAAAAAGAGAGACAAACCUCUAUUUUUAAAGGGCCACCAUGCACGCACACGACGGUUUGCAGCUUUAGAAAUCCCGCGCUGUUAGAAAAGCAAAUCUUUUCAGCCCUUUGCAAAGAAGCAAAGCGACCCGCGCUUCUUUCUGGACUCUGCAUUUCGUUGAUGCAGGCUAGGCAAGCGGACACCAACAGGCAGCAGCUCUUCCCUAGUCCACUGAGAUGCUAGCAGACAGCUGCAGAUCUUUGGUCAGGGAGAAGAAUGGUGGGUUAUGACCCAGUUUGCUCUAUGUAUGCUGUGCUCGAAAAUGUCUUGCCUUUGUGCCUGAUGAGGAAUUAUGUGAAACUCAAAAGCUGAUGUCGUUUCACAGCAGCCUAAUACCAUCCUACCGACGACAACAGUUUUGUCAUUUAUUUUGAAAUUAUUUAUUUAUAUUUAUAUAAUGAUAAAUGUCAUUUAUCAGUUUUGUCAUUUCUUGUCAUGGUAUAUAGGUCUGUUUGUAAUUUAUUGCAUUUUGGCUUAUACGAGACUCCAAGGCACGUUGUAUGGAAUUGUCCCAUAAGGUGGUAGGUCAGAUUUCCGCUGUCAUUUUAUUAUAAAAAUGAUGUAGAGCCGAUUUUAAAAUCCUGUCCUGUAGUAGAAGUAAACCAGCAAUAGCAUUUUAGUACAGGUCAUUGUUCCCACUUUCAGAGUAAAUUCUGCGGCACAUAACUGAAAGUCACCUACGUCUACUGUAGAUUAGUUAAAAUCACAGUAAAUGAUAUGUGUAGCAUUUUUCUGUUCAGCGCCUGCCUGAGCAUCAGCACUUUACUGGAUUUUAAACUAAUGUGGGAGAUAAAUUUUGUAGGAAAAGCAGGAUAAAAAACAAAUGUCCUUCUUUUCUAUUCACAAUCCAUUCCGUGGUUUAGACUCUCCCCUCCCUUGUUAAGCAUGGAUGGAAAAUGUCUACUCUUUAAUCAUCCUGAUUGCAUGUAGGAUGGGCAUGUUAAAGGGUGAUAUACAGGACCCUGAAUGAACAUCUUAAUAAUAAAGUAGCUGUCAGUUUAAUUUCAUCUUUGAAGUUCAGAGGAAUUUGUGCAGAGUAUAGUUAGCAAGCAUUUCUUCUAUUCUAGUCCAUUAGAUUUACCAAAAGAAAAAGAAAAGGUAUGGGGAAAAUGAACAAGAAGUUAAUCCUGAACAAAGCUAUUUAUUUUAUUCCCUUGACUUGAAUGUAAUACACAGAUGUAGUUUGCAUCUGUAAAAUGAAAGCAUGAAAUGCAGAACAGAAUAACCUUCAAUACUUGCUGUGUAUUUCCACAGUCACAUUACUUAUAAUUUUUAAAUCUUCAUAAAUAAUGGCAGAGAAGAAAAACAUAGUAAUCUAAUAGUAAUUUACACAGCUGCUAUGCAUAGUAUAAUUGUGGGCCAAUAAAAAUGUAAAGGAAUGUUUUAUUUCUUUCCUUUGUUUUCAGAUUGCACACUGCAAGACUGAAAGCAGCUAAAAAGUCAGAAUAGACAAUCUCUUUCCAAAUAUUAAAUAUGAUUCUGCCCCUUCCAGUUCUUAUUAUCUGCCAAUGAAGAUUGCUUGCCACAUGAAUUGGUAGUAGAUAUAUUUCUGUAAUAGCAAUAAAAGUGCAGGCCUCUGAAGGCAAUAAUUACAAUUUUCAUAUGCUCUGAAAUUUUCACUAAAAAGCUUUCCUUGUGGACAAACAUUUAAUUCUGGGGGUGCCCACCUGUUUUUACAUCAUCUCAGUAAAUGGAGGUAUGGAACAUGCCUUUGUUGGGACAAUGUCUUGUUCCAACAGGAGUUUUGUAUAGGAGCUUAUUCAUUUCUAACCAAUCUGCCUAAGGAAGUUAUUUUUUUUCCUGAGCAAGCUUAACGUUCCAUUUUUUUUAACUGAACAAAAAGAAAAAACCCUUGUUCAAUACAAAGUCUCCCUGUCAUUUUAUGUGGAAUUUAACAGGGUACUAAAUAGUAAACAGAAUUAGUGACAACUUUAAAUAAUAAUACUUUUACAGUUUCAGAAAACUUCCUUGUUUUGUUUUUUUUAAAAAAUAAACAACUCUUUUCUGUGUGAAGCCCUCUUUUUAUGUGAGAUACAUCAUUAAUAUCUUUCAUUUUUGUUCUUUCCGUAGCUUGAAAUAUUUAUUUCUGAAAAUGUACUUGUUUAACAUAUUUGCAAAUUGUCUUGGUUUUGUGAGUUACAUUGAAAUGGCCAUUGGCUACAAAUAAACAAAAACCAAACCAAUUGAUACAGUACAGAACUUUAUAUUCAGUGCCUAAUUGUUUGUGGUGCUGUUAAGUGCUGAAUCGUAACAUCAUUUUCUUGUUUGUGACAUUCAUUAGUUUUCACUCAAAUGCUCACACAUAAGAGCUAGAGCUAGAAAACCCCAUAUUGAUGUUGGCAAUAGAGUGUGCCUCCAGGGGUGAAGUCAAAUCACAUUGCUUUUGCUCUGUUAGCAGCUCUGAAGCGACCACUCCAGGGCACAAGCCUGGGCAGUGUGUAUGGAGGUCCUGGGCUGCCCAUACAACAAGACCCCCCUCUUGACCUCACUGAUACGGUCCAAAGGAAAUGUUUGGCACCAGCUUGGCAGCAGGAGUAGCUGGAAGGAGGUGUACAAGUCACCAUCCUUAGGGACUCCGUUCUGGAUUCAUGUAGGAUUUACUCCUUAGCCUCUUCUUCUACUGAAGACAUCCAACAAGGCAGCAGAGGUUUCAGAUCAGAGUUUUCCUUCUCCUAGAUGGGCUACCUUCCCAGGUUUACAAGCCCCACCUGCCCCUUUACAGCAUGUGCAGAGACCACCUUCUUGAAUGUUGGACCCACUAUUGGUCUCAUUCACUCAAUCCACUGGAACUUGUCUUCACAUGCAGCGGAAGUCCCUAACUUACCAAGGGUUUGAGACCUAUUGGCUUGCCCUCACUUGGUUUAGAUGGCCACUCAAAGUUGUUCCUGGGGUGUGGCCAUUGUUGCAUGCUGACAGCUUCUAGGAGCCACAGGUGAGAGCUGAAUGCAAGUUGGGGGACCAAAGGUGGACAAACUACCCCAGAAGGAGCAUGAUGUGUCCCCCACCAGAGGUACUACUCCUCCCUUAACACCCCAGAGAACCCGUAUUAUAAAUAAUAUUAUGAACAGGCAAUUAAUUCUAAUUUCCAGGUGCACCGAUGGCACCCCAUGUUCUACAAGGAGAACCAGAUUUGCAGUUAUCAAAUGAGGUACAGUGAAAUAUCUUCUGUACUGUUUGUUUAGUUUUUUUAUUUUAGAAAAGGCAUUUAUUUUUAUCAUCAUUAUUAUUAGCACACCUGCUGUAGUUCCUUAAGAACAAUAUAUGUUAUCUUUAUUUGAAAGGAGUGAUCUGCUUUUCAAUACAAGAAUGGCAUGGUAAGGCUGUCGGCAAUGCAAGAUAGUGUGCGCAUCACACUUCCAUGGUGCAGAUUAAAGGAGCACAAGUGACGCUUUAGAACAGCUGUGGCAAAAUAUUGCCAGUAAAAGAGCUUGUAUCCUGACAAGAUUUAACAAGAACAACUAAUGUUCAUGCUUUCAGGAAUUCGGCUCUUAGCUCUUUUCAGGCUUAAACCUUUACUCUGGUUAGAUUUUGUUGUUGGUGCUGCACUUAAGAUGGGUCUUAAUAUUAGUGUUAAAUGUACUGUUCUCUGAUCUGUCAGUUAAGAUCUGGCUAGUAUCUCUCAUGGACGGACUUCUCAUGUGUAUUACACAGGACUUGGUGUUGCCAAAUGCUCCUAAUCUUAUGCUAAAAUGCUUGAGUGAGCUCUAAGUUGCUGUUUCGUGAGGCUUGUCACAACGUUGGGUGCAAACUCCUCUUUAGGAAGGGGUGUCCAGUUGUCUGGCUUUCUGAAGGGUGGUGGUGGUGGUAAGCCUUUGUUCUCUGUCAACUUAAUAUUAAAAAUGAUGGGGCCUCACAUAAAACUCAACAUCUUAUUUUACUAUUUUGCUUCUUUUUCAAUCCUAUGCUAUCUUUGCUCUCUUGUCUAUAUUUACAGAUAGAUGAUGUGUGCUCUACUUACAUGGUCAGGGAUAGUCCAUCUCAGGUCAGUCCAGUUUAAUAAUAAUAAUAAUAAUAAUAAUAAUAAUAAUAUGCUAAAUUUGUCAAAGUAGGUGCUAUUGCUUCAUUUAUCACAUGCCUCAGAUUCUUCUCUCUCUCUCUCCCCCCCCCCCCAGUCCUCUAAUACAUUGGAAGAACUUUGCUAUAUGAUUCUGGAACUUCUACACAAAGCUCAGGUAAAUCCACUUAACGUUUUAUUUCCGAAACAUGGCUGCCAGCAUAUUUUGUACAGUGUAGGGCAUUGCAAUUGUGCAGUUCAGUGUAUACAAAAUACUGAUACAAUUCUCAGCUUUGUGGCUCUCUGGCAGCAAGUGCUUCAGGGCUCUUUGCAGAAAACUAGGUUUACUAAAACGGUAGCAAAACUACUUUUUGAUGUCUGAGAAGUAGUACAGAUGCAAAGCUAUGUGCCACUGUUUCUCUAGAAAGUCUAAUAGAACAGAAUGUGUGCCAGCUGGCGGUUCGGAGUCCUCUAUUUCUAAUCAAUACUGUUAACAUUUUGCAGUUGGGAAUUUGUGUGUACUUUCAGCUCAAUAAUUCCUUGGUUGCUUAAAAACAGAACAAGCCCUUAGUGGAAAGAUGGGCCACUUAACCUUCAUAUGACUCAUAGACUAAUCUUGUGUCUCCCCCCUCUUUAAACGUUUUUUGAGAUGCUGGUGCCCUUGGUGUGCAAUUUAGACUCUUAUCUCAGUUACCACGUUCUAUAAACAAAGUUUCUGGUGCUAGUGGGCUAUAUAGGGCAGCCACAAAGAUAAGCUAGUGUGUGUGGACCAUAUCAAGAGAAAGAUAUCAGAAUCCAGAGGGUGUUAGCUUGAUAAGAUUUCUAGGGACAAGUCUUUAGUGCCCGGUAUAGCUUGUUCUCCCCAGGACAAAAUAUUACCCUGAGGUAAGAAAUAUUCUACAAUUAUCCUUGGAAUACUUUCAUGAUAUAAUUCUACUUCACAUUGUAGUUUUUGUUAUUAUAGUGGUAGAACUUUCUGAGAAAGUAUGCCAUUCCCCGCAACCACUGCAUUCUGUAAGAAACUGAAACCAAAACCAAUAAGGAGAGUAUGAAAUGAUUGUGUUUCAGUAAUAAUUUGUUCUUGAUUGUAGUUUCAUGGCCCAAAUUAUCUUGAAGAAUUAUCUGAUGCCAUUGCCUGCCUCUGUAAGCAGUUGUUGCAUUCCAUGUAGACUCAGACUUCUGAACCAAUUGCAGUGAACAGCCAGAUGACAGUUCUGGGGGGAAAUAUUGGAUUCCGUAUAGUUUCUGUGGAGUAUAGCUACUGUGGAGAAGAAAUGAAUAUAAAAUACUUAAAAUCUUAAACAGUUAAUGGUGCAAUCCUAUGCAUGUUAACUCAGAAGCAAAUCCCAGAAGUAAAUUUAAUAGAGCUGAGUAAUCUCAAAUAAAAGUGCCUAGGAUUGCAGACCCAAUCAACAAUUCUAAAGAUACCAAACCAUGCUAUUUUGCUUUUCCCAAAUGUCCACUCCUUGGUUGUUGAAAGUCUUUGCCAAUUAUUUCCACAGGAGUCAGAUGAAAAGGACAACACCAAAAGAGUAAGCUCCUUGUUUUUUAAAAAUGUGUUUUUUUAUUGUGUGUUAACUGUCUCAAAAAUCAUUACAUAUUAAUCUGUUUCAAAGUAAAAUCCACUUUUAAUUUCUUUGAACAGUUCUUAUUCCAUUAUUCUAAGACCCAUGACACAGGCAACUCAGACAUUCUGGUAAGUUGAACUGCCCAUUCCCCUGUGAGUAAAGACAACAUGAUAUUAUCAUUAUUAUUGGGCUUCAGUUGAUCCCACCUGAUAUUGAAUUCCUAAUCUGUAAAAAGUUUUUAAAACCAAGAAGCAAUCUUGCUUAUAGCCUAGUUACAACAGAUGAAAGCUAAAUGUGAAUGCCAGAGGUUCUAAAUUUAGUGAAACUUGAAUAAUUAAAAAAAAGGAAAGAAAUUGAUGCCGAGUGACAGACAUAUAUGGAACUGACUAAAGACAUAUCUGAAGUAAUCAUAAUCCAAACAUUUUAAAGUUAAAGCUGAGUUAAAGCUAAAUAGUCUUCUAAUACAAAUUAAUGUUUUUAUUCUAAAACACAAUAAAGUUAAUACUAGUUCUUUUAUUAAGGAUUCCAGCUACAAAUAUAGAUAGUGUGAAUUCUAAAAUUUUCUUCAGAAAGAACGGUUUAGAAUAUUUCUUUUUGGGGGUUUUAUCAUAAACAAACAAACAAACAAACAAACAAGAAAUAUCCUACAUGCAAACAUAAUGGAAUAACAUUUUACAUAAGGUCUUUCUUUUAAAGUUCCACCAGUCACAUACACACACACAUCUGUCCUGUAUCUUACAUUAAAGUUUGUAUCUGUUACUUACUGUUCAUUUUGUUACAUAAUCAGUGUUCUAUGUUUAUUGCCACUGUUGUCUGAUUCCUUCAUACCAAUAGACAAUAUAAUGGAUUUUUUGUUACAGCACAUUACUAAAAUGUUAUAAAUAUAGAAAUAUUUUGUAGCAAAAAGUGACAAAGCUAUCAUGAAAUUGCAAUUUCUUUGGGGUUUAUAUCUUGGCAGCUACUUUGUUUCUUAAUAAUUCAAUGUUGCAGUCCCAUAGAAGUUGUACAUUUUAUUGUGUUUAGCUUAUCACCAAGUUUAUACACCAAUGGAAAUUCGAAUACAUUUUAAAACAUACAUUAAAUAAACUGGGCUUUUGAUUUCUCACAGUAUUUGAGUAAAUAACCCCACACAAAUCUUUUGAUAAAAGUAAUUAUAUUAGAAUCACUCCUAACUCAUUACGAAAUCACAGAAUAAGAAGAUGUAUUUUAUCUUUAGCUUUGAGCCUCAUGGGCGCAAAAUAGACCAUUAAGCAAUUAAUAUAUUUAGCGAAUAAUGGUUAUAUAUCUGCUGCAUGAAAUGUUUUGCAUUUUUUAAACAAGAAUAUAAAUGAAAUAUUUUUGAGAAACAUUAUGUGCAGUGCUGUUCAGUUAUGCUCUGACCCCUAACAGAUGCUGCAUGUAUAUUGGGAGCACUUGUGGAGCGGCUUAUUCUGAUUUGGGAUUCAGGUUUGUAGGGCAACAAAAAUUUAGGCUUGAGGUUUCCUGGGGGAAGCGAGGAAAGCCGUAGAGCAGAAUGCACAUAGUCUGAGGUUGAAAUCCUAUACACCUUUACCUGGGAGUGUCCCAUUUAACUCAGUGUGGCUUACAGACUUGUUUAGGAAUGCACUGUAAGGAAUGAAGAAGAGCAGGAGGUAAGGAAGCCCAGAAUUGUUUCAACUGUGGCCAGCAACUGCUGCUUUUUAGCAGUAUUAUUAUAAUGAUUAUUUAUUGAAUUUAUAUACCUCCCUAUACAUGCAGGUCUCAGGGUGGUUCACAGAAUAAAAUCAAAAUAUAAAACAGCAAAAUGCAUAAUCAAAAUAAAAACAACAACAAUCCCAUGAACAUCUACCUUGGCUGUGUGCCUUCAGACUAACUUAGCAUAUUGAAAUUGAGUUGCCAUUCAAGUAUUUUGGCCUCACUGAAGCUUCAGCUUUUCUCCUAAAUAUUGUACCUUAUAUUGUGGAGGGCUUCUGGAAGUAGGCAUAUAGAUUUUAGGGUUCUAUGUAGGAUAAAGGGACACUACUUCUUGAUUAAUGAGGCAAGUUCUUCUUUGUGACCAAGACGAAAAAUUAUGUAUGAAAUGCUAUUAAACAGAUAUAGUGCAAUGAUUUCUGCAUGCAUAAUAACAAUUCCCCUCUCCUCUCUUCUCCCUAUGUGCUCCCUGUGCCCUCCCCCAGUGGCGUAGCGUGGGGGGUGCAGGGGGUGCCGGCCGCACCGGGCGCAACAUCUGGGGGGGGCGCGCUCGCACUCGCAGCUCUCUGCCCCUACCUGGCUCACUCACUCUCUCUCACUGCAGUGCUGGCUGUGCGAAUCCGAUCCGAGCCGCUGGGUCGCUGCCCACUGUGGAGGGGUGGGUGCCAGGCGUGCGGUGCGGAGAGAGAGCGAGGGACUAUCUGGGGGAGGGACAGUGCAGCGGCCGCCCAGCGCAGCGCUGAGCGCGGGAGAGAACCACACCAGACCAGACCAGGCAGCAGCAAGAAGAAGCUGGCAGUGGCAGCAGGUUAGGAGUUAGGGGGCGCAAAUUACUUGCCUUGCCCCGGGUUAGGGGGCGCAAAUUACUUGCCUUGCACCGGGUGCUGACAACCCACGCUACGCCGCUGCCCUCCCCAAAGCCUUGGGGUAACAUGCAGAACAUAUUUAGGGAGUAUGUGUACAUGCAGGUGAGAGAAGAGGGUGGGAAAGUUCCUUUGCAGAGCCAAAUGUUCUUGCACUACAAGAUCUGUUCAUUCGGAUGCUGCUUGGAUUUAUUAGUUCUUCCUGGGUUUGCAAACUUUUCCUGUCUGGAUAUCUAGGAACUUGGCAUUAUCCUGAGACUGUCCAUCUAGCAAGAAACCAUAGGGAGCUUUAUCUAAUGUCUGUGGUGUUAGAUGGCUCAUGGCAACAAGCAGAGGCAGCUCAUCCCAUUUCACUGGCUGAGGCGAAACAGGAAAGUGCACACACUGCACACCACCCUCCUUGCUGCCCUAGCCAAAGUCUCACUUACUGGGGUCACAGAGCCCCACAAGAAGUCACAGAAGCCUCUGGAGGUAUCUGUGUGAUCUUGUAGGGUUCUUGUGAGAUCUUGCCAGAACGGAGAAUCCAUUGUAUCUGCUUCUUCGGAGGCAAGAAGGUGUGUGUCCAUGGAUUCUGCCACCUGAGGCCCUGACAACAAACACUCAGCGAUCAUUUGCUUUUCCAAGCAGUGCAUCUUGCGUACCCAUGUCAAGAUUGCAGCAAACACAGGAAUGGUACUUCUUGACGCUAGUUAUUUCCUCAUCAAAUAAGUUUAACAGUGUGCAUUUAUGCAGGAAAUUGCAACAUCAGAAACAGCUAUGGGAAUGUCUAAAAAUAUUGUCCCAUCAAACAUCUUCAUCUUUUGCUUUGUGUGCUCUGUUUUUGAGUCAGUGCUGCAGUGAAGGGUUUUGUUUGUUUGUGUUUAUACAUCCUGGAUUUCAUUGACUUUCAUGUGUCUGUAUUCACAUCCUCUCAGUCGUCUGUCCUGCAUCCUUUGCUGCAACUUGUUCCACAACUGCAUGAGAGGAGACUGAAGAGAUACAAAGCGGACGUAUGUAACGAUCCAUUUUUCUUUCUAAAACAUGCUGUUUAUUAUUCUGUAUCAUUAUACCGUCUUUCAAGAGUGACUGAUAGUCUUUGUGCUUUCUUUAAAGCACAGCAUUAUUCUGCACGCUUCCUCUUCAGAAGAGUUACAUGUAUGUUGCUAUAUGUCAUUUUAGAAAGUUACAUAAACUGGAAAAAUCUAAUAAUUGACCAUUUUAUACAUCUAAACAACUGUAUUAUCUUUCCUUUUGAAUGGUUGGAUUUGAGGUUGUGCUAUGCUGGUUGAAAUUAAGGAUUGUAAUAAUGUCGUUCAAAGGGCUAGUCCUAUGUGGGGACAGCAUCUUAUAGGAUUAGGCUUAAUAUCCUGGUACCAAGGCUGCACAGAACAAUAUUAGUGCUCUUCAGUCUGUCCUGUGACCUGAUCUUUGACCCUGGUAAUAGCAGCAAAAGUGGCACUGUUGAACCUUGAUUUAUCCCUGCUAGUAUUUUAUUAAAGCCACGGGCAGUGGGGGAGGCAAGGGCUAGCAGAAGUGAACUAACAGUGAUCAGUCAGAACAGUGAUCAUUUUACUUGCCUGAAUAUGUGAUUUCAGGCCACUCUGCCUAUCAUAGCCACCUGUAGGAGGCACAAACCUUGGUACAAAUUUUAGUUUUGUCAGUAUCCUUUUUAAUUUCUUGCACUAAUUAGAUGUCUGCCACAGCUUUGAAUAGUCUGCCACAGCUUUGAAUAGGUACUAGAUUUCCUUGAAGCAAAAUGCAAAUUUGUUAGAUGACUCCAUCACAGUCUCAUAGGAUCCACUGGGAACAAUCAAUUCCACGCUAUAGGGCAUUGGACUGAGUAGAUUUGAUUCUUUUCUUUUCUUUUCUUUUCAAGGCCACUGGUUUCAUCUAGCAUAUGUUUUUUUUACUUGGAAAAGCAACUAAAGAAUAGAUCUGCCAGUCAGUUGUGAAAUAUCCUUUCUGAGAUACUCAGCUCUAUUACUUUGGACAAAAAAGUCCAGUAAUUGAAAAUCCAAAUUUAUUUCAUUCUUAAAAGCAGAGCUGCCAGGAUAAAAGGUAAAGGGACCCCUGACCAUUAGGUCCACUUGUGGCCGACUCUGGGGUUGCAGCGCUCAUCUCGCUUUAUUGGCCGAGGGAGCCGGCGUACAGCUUCCGGGUCAUGUGACCAGCAUGACUAAACCGCUUCUGGUGAACCAGAGCAGUGCACGGAAACACCACUUACCUUCCCGCCGGAGUGAUACCUAUUUAUCUACUUGCACUGGCGUGCUUUCAAACUGCUAGGUUGGCAGGAGCAGGGACCGAGCAAUGGGAGCUCACCCCGUUGCGGGGAUUUGAACCGCCGACCUUCUGAUCAGCAAGUCCUAGGUUCUGUGGUUUAACCCACAGCACCACCUGCGUCCUGCAGGAUAGCUGCUUUUAAAUCAAGAGAAUUUAAAAUAUGAAUCACACCAGGAAAAGGAGAGAGAUUUAAAAUUGUUUUUGUUAUGCAUACAUUUCUGGAAUAAGAGUGCCUUCUAGUUGCCGGCUAUAACAGCCUCACCAAGUCACCAAGUUUGAGUCUUCAAGAGCCAGCUAGUUUCCUGAGGUGUGAUACCAUAAAAAACACUGGGUGGAAUAUUGCCACAUUCUAUCCAUUUUUAAGAUGCUACUCAUUUGAUUAAACUUCAGAUGUAUAUGACUAGCUACUCCCUUCUUCCUCUCCUUUCAGAGCUUCAAAUUCAGUCAGUUCUAAUCCCAUGAGGUACUGAAAAAACAACUAAAAUAAGAACUAUCCAACUCUACAAUUUGAUGAUUCUAUUUAGUUGCUUGCCUUUAAGAGGAGAAAUCAGAACAAAUGAUUUUGUAUGUGACCUACUAAUAAAUAUUUCAGAGCUCCUUUUACCAUGUCAGAAAGGAAAAUGAUGCAAACAGCCAAUACAUACUUAACACUAUCACAGCCUGAGGUUAUCAGAUUUUUGUUUGGAAGCAGUUAACUAGAAGGCAAAGAGGAAAGCAAUCUGCUUAGCACAAAUGCUAAAACUGUGAAGAGAACAAUAUGUCCAGCUGAUAAAUAUUUGCAUAAUGGAAUCAAGACAGGCUGCUAGCAUGCAUUAACAAUUUAAUAGAAAAUACCUGCAGUGCCCUUUGAGGAAAUAGCAAGACAUACAAUAUGUAUUUGAAAUCAUUUUAUUAAUUAAAAGAGCGAGCUAUUUUAUACGGAAUAACUUGCAAGACUGAAAGAGAGUCUUGCUUGUGCCCUUUAGAUAAUCAUAUUAGCAAUUUAUGUGUUGAAUUCAAUAUUUGUGGAAAAGUCUUUAAUCUAACAGAGGCCUCUGCUCAUAGAACAUGCAAUUUUUUUCCAAUUCUCUCUUUUCCCCUGCUGCUCCCCGUACCUUCAACAUGCUUCUGGAGAGCCCACCAAUCCUUAAGAGCAGAUUUUGGGUGGGGGAGCACAGAAUGUUGCAGGGGAAGAGAGCGUUGGCAAAAAUCACUUUCUUUCUUCUUCAUGUAGAGCAGUGGUUGCCAAUUGGUGCUCCGUGGACCCUAGGGGUCUACGUAACCCACCCAGGGGGUCCUUGGCACCAUUCACAUAAUAAAAACAACUAGGGGCCAGCACUACUUAGCUAAUUGGGAAACCACUGAGAAUCAAAAACCCUUCCAGAAAUGGAAUGGCACAGUUCGAUUCAACCCACUGAAUAUCUGAAUUUCACAUUUUAUUUGGCAUAUGCUCCUAACUUUUAAAAGUCAUACAGUUUCCUUGCUACAGCUUUUGCAGGUAUACUGAUUAACUGCACUGCCUAACUUCUGAGAAUAUUGUACCUAAUAUAACAGAGUGCUGGUGUGGGUGCUUUGCUAUACAAAUCACUUGCCUCUUAUGUAAGGGUUGUCUUCUGGGAAUAGCACAUAAAGCCGGAAUUACACAUAGUAAAACAAAAACCUUGGAAUAGCCCCCGCACAAAAAAAUCAUACCUUCCAGAGCUGGCAACCAAACAUGUCUUAUCUGCUCCCCUAAGCAAGGCAAAGAGCUUUUAAUAAUAUUAAUAUUAAUAUUAAUAUUAAUAUUAAUAGCUAUUCUUCCUGCAUACCUCUUUUUCUGGAAUUAUUUUCCUCCUUAUAGACUAAGAAAAAGCUAAAUUGUAUGUGAAUAUUUCUUUGUUGCUCAUUCAUUAAAUAAUUAAAAAGAUUUAUGUAUAUUUUUUAUUAUACCGAGUCACAAUAAUAGAAAGAAGCUUGGCACUGUUUCUCAUUCCAAUUUCAGACAAACAAAGUGUAGUUUUCCACAAAUCUAUGUCUUCGUUGAAGUAACUGACAGCUUCUUUUCUUUGCCUAAUUUUAUUUCUCUUUCUAAACUGUCACCAAAAGUAGGCUGGACUCUCCACCCAACCCUGCCACUAGCCAUAGCACAAAUCCUAGAGAUAUGCAAUUAUUAUAAAUUCAUAUUAUAUUAUUUAUUAAUUUUUAAAUAAGAAAAUUCCCAAUAUUUCAUGCUGUUUAUGACCACUUGUGUUGCAGCAUACAUUGUUGUUACAUUGCUACUCAAGUAUGUGUUGUUUUGAAAUCUAUUCUCUUUUCAGGAAGAACUUCGAAUACCUGGAGGAAUUCAAAGUAGGGGCUACUUUAUCUUCCGGGUGCGUAUUUUUUGUUUGUAAUAUGCUGGUGAUUUUGAAACAAACAAAUUCUAGCAUUUUAGAAUCCACUUUAAAUUUGUUUAAAUUUUGUUCUUCAGGUGAACUAGAAACUAAGAGACGUGUGGUGAAUGCGGUGGAAGUCUUUUAGAAUAUUUUAGAUUAUGAAUAGUAUUUUUUUCUUUUAUCUUUUAUCUCUUUUCUUUUCUAGUCUGCAUGUUGGAAAAUACGUAGACAAAUGUGUUCACAGUGUUAUGUAUUGAUUUUUGUUUCUAUUUCUUUUUUAUUUUUAUUUUCUUGUAAUAUUUAAUAAAAACUAAUAAAAAUUAAUAAAUAAAUAAAAUGUUUAAAUUUUUGAAUCAGUUUUAGGGGGCUACUCAGUUAAAAUUCUUUUUAAAGCAUUCAACAAGACACUACUUAUCUGACAUUAUUUCUUUUCCAGCCACGCAAUGGAAGGAGAUCUGCUACAUUUCAUUAA